Molecule: messenger RNA, 1017 nt
Organism: Sclerotinia borealis F-4128
Lineage: Eukaryota; Fungi; Ascomycota; Leotiomycetes; Helotiales; Sclerotiniaceae
Source: the annotation of a GenBank genome assembly
AUGUCGGACGAAGGAUCAGUUUCAGAUUCAUCAGGUCUUGACUCACUUGUGAACUCCUCACUUUCACUAUUCAAAAGUAACGAACGUUGUGUUAUUUGUGAUAAGCCGAAAACAAAUUUCUGUCAGCGAUGCAUGUCCGCCAAGUACUGCUCUAAAGAAUGUCAAGCCGACGACUUUCCCAUUCACAAAUUGUUGUGCGCCGAAUACGAACGCAUGUCCAAAUCUACCAGACCAACUCCGAAUGCGAAAAUUGCAUUCUUCUUUGGUGCUCCUAUGACUGGAGAGACACCAAAGCCAAAGCUAAUUUGGUGGGACAAGGAGAGACGUGUCAUGAAAGAUGGUACUGGAAGGGUAACUUACACCAAUGUUCUUGCUGAGGGGGGGCGAUAUGAAGAUCCCGAGGUUGGUACGACCACCAUAUUGAACGAUUUCGCACGUGGUGAUCAUUCCAAUGAUCAUACUGCUCCCACGGGUAGAAUCCUCGGUCAUACUCUCGCCGUCCACUAUCGUCAUAAACAAGGAUUCAACUCGUCCGUCGCAAAUCUCGGCAUCUUCAAGGCCACAGGUUACAAUUUAGCGAAGAUGUGGAACGGUCCGGUAGUUAUCUACAGCUUGGAGGAUAUGCACAUGCCAUAUUCUGACCUUCGCAAGGUUUUCCAAGAUGUGACAAUGUUCGAUUUUCGAAUAGGAAUCAACUAUUUCAAGUUUUACAUGAACAAGGGUGGUCGUUCAAAUGGUGGUCCAGAAGCACUCUCGGUAGGCGGAAUGUUUCAAUAUGAAAUACAUGAGCCCAAACUAUUUGAGGAGCUCAUGGUCAGAUACGCAGGAGAUGCGAAGCCGAUCAAGGGCGUUCGGAUAUCAUGUCAGGGGGAUAUCAAUCGUCUUCACAAGAAGGAAUACCAAGUCAUGGAUGUCCUUCCAAAUCAUCCCAUCUUCUUUGCCGAUCAACCAGAUCCUCAUGCUUCCAUCCUUAAACAGCUUGGGCUCCCGUUAAUCGCUCGCAAGUUUUUAUCCUGA